This is a messenger RNA of Rubroshorea leprosula, 1615 nucleotides long. NCBI's taxonomy places the organism in Eukaryota, Viridiplantae, Streptophyta, Magnoliopsida, Malvales, Dipterocarpaceae. The record is from the annotation of a GenBank genome assembly.
AAUUAAAGAAUCUUCCUUUACAUGGUAAUCGUAUCCAACAAAAAGGAAUUGAUUCCCAACCAAAUUAGGACAUUUUGCUUCUCAUGUUCCAACAAACAUACAUGUAUUUAGUUGCCAACCUGGAAAACUGGAACUUCUCCAGAGGGGUUUUCUUUGCCAAAAGUUUUCUACUCGGAAAGACAGAACUGUUACAACAAUAUUCCUGUCAAACUGUAGAAGGCAUCCUUAAGAAGCUAAGGAAACCGUCCUGUAAAGCCUAAUACAGACUUUAACUACAAGACAAUCAAUCUCUCAUGCCAAGAAUCCUCUUCUUCCACCCCCAACAUUACCUCCCUUUCUUUCCUAUUACCUUAUACCAUUUAUAACAACGCUCCCAACCACAAUGGAAAUCCCUGAAAAACAGAAGUCGAUACAAUUUUUGCAAUGGAGGCGUCUGUUCAAUCCACAGAGAUUGUGUUCUUUGACUUGGAAACCACGGUACCUGGUAGAACAGGCCAAGGGUUCUGCAUUUUGGAGUUUGGUGCAAUUGUAGUUUGCCCGAGAAAACUUAUCGAGCUAGAGAGCUACAGCACCCUCAUACGCCCCAAGGACUUGUCUAUUGUUGCAUUGAGGUCCAGUCGAUGCGAUGGCAUUACUAGGGAAACUGUGGCAAAUGCACCUGAGUUUGAGGAAGUAGCUGAAAAAAUAUUUGGCACUUUGAAUGGCAGGAUUUGGGCAGGACAUAACAUACAAAGAUUUGAUUGUGUUCGUAUAAAAGAGGCCUUUGCGCAGAUUAACAGGCCGCCUCCUCUAUCUGCUGGAAUGAUUGAUUCUUUAGGAAUCCUAGCUGAGAAGUUUGGAAAAAGAGCUGGAAACAUGAAGAUGGCAAGUUUGGCAGAGUACUUUCGGCUGGGGCAACAGAAACACAGGAGCCUUGAUGAUGUUCGUAUGAAUUUGGAGGUUCUUAAGCAUUGUGCAACUGUGCUAUUUCUGGAAUCAAGCCUUCCUAGCAUAUUGAAUGGAAGUUGGCAUACGCCUCCUACCAUAACAACGCGAAGCAGAAGUCAAGGUAAAUUGCAUUGCAGAGAAGAACCCUACAGCCGGAAAUCUCCUACAACUUCUUCAGCAGGAUACCAAAGAACAGUUCCCUACACAAGGGGAAGUUUGGGAAAGAUGACAGAAAGGGUGAAGAAUCUAUUGUGUAAAGCACAAGGAAACCAGCCUCUAAACAAUUUGCUCAAGCAUUCUCAUUCUCUUCUCCGAUGAGGAAGUUAAAGUAGGUGAUUGUGGCAGAUGAUGACAUUGCGGAUCCUUGUUUCACUUCACGUUUCAUUGAAGAUGGCAGAAUUUCAGGUAUAGUAGUUGUUUGGAUGGGCAGAAAGAAAGAAAGAGGCCUAACAAGGAAGCCUGGAGAACGAAAAUUAAGCAUGCUGUACAAGAGGCCUCCUGUUUCUUCAUUUGAUGAAUUCUGUCAAGCAGAAAGGGGAAACUUGGAGAUGCUUUGGAUUCAAUACAACGUGAACACAUAAUCUGUAAAUUCAUCUAGUUCAUUGAUUAUAUCCUCCAGGCAUUAUUAUUAUUAUUAUUUUCAUUUAUAACAAACCUACUUGUUUUGUAAUAAUUUCAGUAACUUACG